Penaeus chinensis is the source of this 1118-nucleotide messenger RNA. RefSeq lists its product as uncharacterized. Lineage: Eukaryota; Metazoa; Arthropoda; Malacostraca; Decapoda; Penaeidae. The coding region runs from base 331 to 702 and encodes 123 amino acids. The transcript is spliced from 5 exons. The record is from RefSeq and is a predicted model, not a curated record.
UAAUUACGCACUGAACUUCGAACUUCGUGUGUUGGUUGGGCAAAUGUAGCGAGUGGUCGCCUGAUGUUAAGCCAGAGUGCAUCCAGUAAGCUUCUGUGAAUGUUCAAAUGUUGACGCAUCGAGGAGGAGUGUGUCUACAGUCAGGUUUCGUGUUGGCGAAAAUUGUGGUUUUCAUGAUAACCAUGCUCUGUGCCUGAGCGCCCAGCUAGUGUGACUCUCGAUGGAUGUUCUUUUUUUCAUAUCUGGGACCACGCAAUCAGGCAACAGCGCACGACUGCGCAGGCGAAUGAAUCACCUGUCAGAACCUUGCUGUCACCCGACCACUUCCUCAUGAUGAAUCUGGUGCCUCAAGACGCCCCUCACCCUCUCUACAGUGGUCAGUUUACUGAACUCCGUAAACAUUUCCUUCUCGACCACAUGCUUGCUGUAUCAAUUGACUCCAAUGACCCGAGGAUGACGUCACCUGGUGGACUUCCUGCAAGCACUCUGGCGGCGAAUGACGUUGUAUUUCGAAAGGACAGCCAAGGUAAAAUCACCGUGAAUGACAAUCCCGUGAAGGAGGUACAGACGCUGUCCGAUGGCACCGUGAUUUAUGAGCUCGAUAACAUCCUGUUUAAUUACCAACAACGGAUUCAAGAAGCAUUCGAGAAACUUUUGGCAGAAGAAGCAUCAAAUUACCCUUUGGGAGCUCCCCCCUUUUAGGUGGAUGAUCAUAAUUGAAGAUCCCUGAUGCAGAAUGAAACAAAUAUUACAUUGUUUGAUUACAUUUGCUUAUAGAUUUUGUACCCUCAACAUAAUUCACUUAUAUUUGUUACGCGGUUUCAUGGUUGUGAUAAAAAUAAUAAAAUUGAUAAAUGUAAUAAAUGGUAUAUAUGCUGUAUAUUCUGUGUUCACGUGUUAAUCUGAUGGUUUGAGGCAACAUUGGACUGUUUUUUUCCUCUAGCGAAAAACACACUAACAGACCAGGUGACUGGAGACGCUUAUGGAGUCUGUCCUAGGUUAAGGAAGUGUAUUUUGUACAGUAUGCCACAUUCUUCAUUGUAAGAAUUAUAUCUUACCAUGCAUUACUAAUUUAACUUUCAAGGCAUUCUUUCUGUCAUUAAAUAUUAAUGAAAGUG